Anisakis simplex (herring worm) is the source of this 978-nucleotide messenger RNA. Lineage: Eukaryota; Metazoa; Nematoda; Chromadorea; Rhabditida; Anisakidae. The record is from the annotation of a GenBank genome assembly.
AUGCCCGAGGGUAAAGCUCCACAUUUCCCACAACAACCAGUUGCACGUCAAAAUGAUGAUGGAUCUCUGGAGUUGGAAUGCUUCCUUGAAGCACAACCCAUUCCCGAUAUUAAAUGGUUCUAUGAUACAACCGAACUGAAACAAGAUAAUCGAUUCAGUUUUCGAUUGGACAAUAAAGGAAAUGAUGCCUUCUCGGCUAUCCUUCAGAUUAAGGAUCUUGCGGAUAGUGAUGCCGGUGCGUACCGUUGUGCUAUAGUAAAUCCUCACGGUAAAGGUAACGCCAACUUCAACCUCAAAUUAACUGGAUUUAGUGCUCCGACUUUCGUUGAGAAACCACAAAUUUCAUCUCGCGAUGAUGGCCAAGUAAUGGUUAUGGAAUUCCGUGCUAAAUCGAUCCUAAAGCCAACGUUUGUAUGGCAAAAGGGUGAUGAAAUUGUUGCCGAAUCAGACCGUGUCAAGAUUGUACUGCGAGAAGAGCCGAGUCAAGUGUAUUAUGCUGCAUUAGAAAUUAAGGAGCCAACGAAAGAAAAGGACGCUGGUCAGUUCGUAUGCACUGCCAAAAAUGAAUCCGGAAAACUGACGGCAACAUUCACUGUGAAAUUUGAAGUGCCACAAGGUGCACCGACGUUCACACGAAAGCCACAGAUUCUUCAGAAGACAUCCGAGUCGGGUGAUCCAGCGAUUAUGUUCGAUAUUGGAUUCCAGGCUGACCAGAAUCCUGAGGUGAUUUGGUUGAAUCCGAAAGGUAAGAAAAUGAAGGAAUCGAGCCGUAUCAAGUUCAAUCUAACGCCCGAUGGUGGUGCUAACACUUUCACAGCCCAGCUGGAACUUAAGAAUUAUAAAGCAAAAGACAGUGGCACAUACACGUGCAAUAUCAAGAACGAAGCUGGCGAGGCGAAUGUGGAACUCACAUUGAAUAUUGAAGGUCAGUGCUUUUAUUCGUGGGUUUUGCAUGAUUGUUCGUUUCUGAUUAGUUGA